AUGUCUGUAGACAAACACUUCCCCCCUCUGCCACCAGAGGGCUCCAGAGACUCUCAGCUACAGCCAGGGGAAUACCUGAAACUUGCUCUGAGUUUGGUGUGGAGCGAGGUGAUCGGCUUAAUUCCUGUUUUAGAGAACACAAGACUGCUGAGUUACCUGAUUGACAGCUAUAAUCGCCGCCUUUUUGCUGUGUUGGACUUGUUGAUGGACAGAAGUUCAUCAGUGAAAGAGACCUCAAUCCUCCUACUGUGGGUGAAGCAGACAUACUUUAGUCAUGGCUUUACAGGAAGCCCCAACAUCCAGGACCACGUUCUCCGAGUAUCUGACCCUCUGUUACUGACUGGCUGGUUUGAGAAGUCAAAGCAGAAGUUCCUUACACUCCUUCAGGAGCACAUCUCGACUGUGCUGCAGAACAUCCUGCUGUACAAUGAGACUCACUGUGAUUGUAGAAAUGAAGAGGAUCUUAUUAAAGUUCAUCUAGAUGUUAUACAGUGUCUGGAUGCUGCUCUUCAGGGGUCAAAAAUAAUCAGCGAGACCCUGAUGACUGCUGUUCAAAGACUUUGUUAUAAUGAACUCCACACCUUUGUAGAGAGGUAUGUGAAUGAUGAGAAGAAACAUCUGGAGGUCCAGAAGUCCAAUGAAACAUAUUCACUUCAUCUCUUCAGGGUAAUUGACACGUGUAAGCACCUCCGGUCUUACUGUUUCAACAUUGUGGAUUCAAACAAUAACACAGACUCAUCCACUCUCAAGAUGUUGGAGAACAUGGAGGCUCACGUUUCAUCCAUUGUACGGCAGUGGUUUGCAGGCCUAGCAGAGGACCAUCUAAAGAAGUAUUUCAAGGAAAAGGACGUACACAUAUACAAACUGAUGGACGUGAUUAAAAAUAUGAUUGCACCUUUACCACUAAGGGAACAGGGAGAGAGAACAAAACAGCACAUUGUAAAUGCUGUAUACCAGAGUGUUACCAGAGCAUACCUGCAAUGUCUAAUGCAGAGAAAGUGCAAACAGCUGGAAAGGAGAUGGGGUGAUGUUGACAAGAGGAUGAUGAGAGAUGCUGAGCUUUUCCAUUCCACCUUCACACAACUGAGUAUCAGUGAUGAUGAGCAGAAAACGUUUCUGCAGAAGAUGAGUGAGAUUUUGAAGUGCAGUGAUUCUCUUGAUUCUCUUGAUUUUCUCAAGCUCAGCUGUGCAGCCCUGUACAGAGACUUCCCUAAAGAGAGUGAGGAGCACCUACCUGCCCUACUGAAGUGGAAAAGGGGAUUGUCAAGGCGACAGAUGAAGAAAAUACUGGACAUGAGUCAGGAGGCCUGUCAAAAUGGAGAAUACAUCACACCCCGUCGCCUGAAAUAUUGGAGCUGCUGUCUCUGCUGCGCAUGAACACUGCAAGUUUGAUAGUGUCAGAUAGAUCUGUACAGAUGGGCAGUCAUCCAGUCCAUUUCAGACCAAAACCAUUCAUGUGU
This is a messenger RNA of Colossoma macropomum (tambaqui), 1460 nucleotides long. RefSeq lists its product as uncharacterized. Lineage: Eukaryota; Metazoa; Chordata; Actinopteri; Characiformes; Serrasalmidae. The record is from RefSeq and is a predicted model, not a curated record. Gene Ontology annotation, cellular component: exocyst. Gene Ontology annotation, biological process: exocytosis; exocyst localization. Bases 1 to 1377 code for a protein of 458 amino acids. The transcript is spliced from 9 exons. Gene Ontology annotation, molecular function: SNARE binding.